Messenger RNA from Ilyonectria robusta, 962 nucleotides. RefSeq lists its product as uncharacterized. Gene Ontology annotation, cellular component: plasma membrane; endoplasmic reticulum. The coding region runs from base 1 to 867 and encodes 288 amino acids. The transcript has 2 exons. The record is from RefSeq and is a predicted model, not a curated record. Lineage: Eukaryota; Fungi; Ascomycota; Sordariomycetes; Hypocreales; Nectriaceae.
AUGUCUCUCUUAUCGCGGGGAAACGACGCUCUCAAUAUUAACCCUCCAGCGGGAGUGGACGAUGCCCUAUCUCAGGCUGGGUCAGACUGGCUCUGGGCUGUCACGGCCAUCUACAUAAUCUCAUUCAUUGGCCUCCUAGUCCUUUGCUUCACUACCCCCGAAAGUGACCGAGUGUUCCACUACCUCUUCACAUGUGUCCUCCUGGCCGGCUCUGUUACCUACUACGCCCAGGCUUCCGAUCUGGGCUGGAGCGCUAUCGAUCAGGUUGGCGACGGCUCAUCCCGACAGAUCUUCUACGCAAGAUACAUAAACUGGGUCGUUGCAUUUCCGUCCAUCACCUUAGCGCUCGGCAUGCUAUCGGACGUCUCGUGGACCACAAUCUUCUGUAACAUCUUUAUUUCAUGGUUCUGGGUCCUCACCUACCUCGUCGCGGCUUACACCACCACUGUCUACAAGUGGGGAUUCUUCACCUUUGGCACGUUCUCGUGGAUCAUCCUCGCCAUGAGCACCCUUAACGAAAGCUACGAGGCGGCUUCACGCGUGGGUGUCGGCCGGGAUUACAUCACUCUGGCUGGAUGGACCAACCUGUUGUGGCUACUAUACCCCAUCGCAUUCGGCUUGAGCGACGGCGGUAACCGAAUCGACGUUACCGGCAGCUUCAUUUUCUUCGGAAUCCUCGAUGUACUGCUGGUUCCCGUCUGGAUUUUCGCCUUUUUAUACAUGGCACGCAACUGGGACUAUAAAAAACUCAACCUUGCCUUCAGCGAGUCUCGGAGUGGCACACACAGCGGAACCUCCUUGGGUAAUAAGACGGCACCGGCUACAGGGACCAUCCCAGCCUCUGGUCACACCACCUCUGAUGUAUAAGUGGCUCAAUAGAGGGUGCUAAUAGGAAGACCUGGACAUCCAUUUGUGCAACCUUUGUCGGGUGUUUGCUCGAUAGAUCUGCUUGAGAAUCUCGG